Messenger RNA from Anopheles aquasalis, 783 nucleotides. RefSeq lists its product as uncharacterized. Lineage: Eukaryota; Metazoa; Arthropoda; Insecta; Diptera; Culicidae. The record is from RefSeq and is a predicted model, not a curated record.
AUGUACAAUUAUCAGUGGCCUGAAACACCGGCUCCCUCGGUGAAUCAAAGAAACUUUCCUAACCCGGCCGCAUUUCUGGAAACUCCUUCACUCAUCGGAGCAAUCCGAGGGCAACCGCGAGCAGAAUUGAAAAGGCCCAUGCGGACUGAGAAUUCCGCUUCCUUGGACCGCUUCAAUACGGCGCACAGCACGAUGAACGAUAGUAUGCUGUUCGAUGCGAACGCGGUAAAACGACCAACACCCCAGACGAACCGUGAAGCUCCUGCAUCCAAGUAUGCCAAGCACAACGUUGCCGCGGUCAACUCAAAGGCAGAAAACGAAUCUCCGACUGGUGCUGCUGGUUCAGGGAAUACCGGCAACGGCAAACAGGAUCCAAAGGCUACCCUUCGCAUCGUUUCCGGAACGAUCCCGCACAUUUUGAAGCUCAUCCGUGAGCAACCGAAACACCCGUCGAUGGUACUGCUCGAGACGGUAGCCAACGUGCUGUCGGUGAAAGCUGGCACCAGACCGGGAGAAAAGAUCGUUUUGCUGCGUAAUCACGAGACCGGACCGAUUUUGCAGGCGAUAUUUUACGAGAUUGACCGUCAACUGUUGGCACCGCUGAACCGGGGUGAUUUGGUGCGCUGUGUUGGGCGGCUUCAGCCAUUCGGAAGUCGGUUUCAGUUACUGAAAAUCUCGCGCACAUCGGAACAGUACGAGCGUGCGAUGGUCCGAUUGCAAACGGUCAGCGCAUUCGUAUCGAAGGUGAUGCGAUGAGCACUCACAUAGCGCAAGGCAGUCUAU